AUGAACGAUUCCGGACCGCUUAGUCCAUUCGACAAUGGAUGUUUGUCCUAUUACUUUGAUGAUUUGUCAAUCAGUGACCGAGAAACUAUUGCAGAAGAUGUCAGCUAUACAAUCGAUUCAGAUGACAGUAGUUGCUCCAGAACAGCAUGUUCGUCCAUAUUCGGCUCUGGUCCCGACGAAUUGGAAUCAGAAACAGCGUUGUUUUCAUCAUGCAGUGGCAGCAUCACAAAAUCCAAUGAGUGUCUAAUCGACAUAGAUACAUCAAUUGAUUCCACUUGCCCAAAUCUCGGGAAAACAUCUGAAUGCUGCUUAGUAACAAUUGGAAAAUCUAUUCAAAAAAAUAACUAUAUUGAAGUUAAAUCUUUUGAUCGUAUAAGUACUAGAACAAUUGACAAUGAAGACAAAAUAGCCGGUAGUACAGCUCUAAUUUUAAAUUGUAGACCAACUCAAAUCCCUGCCAAACUACCUAAGGAGCAAUUAGAACACAAAAGACUGUAUGAGAAAAUUUUACAAAAUGCAAAGAAAAAAGAGUCUGAGAAAGCAAAAAAACAUAAAGAACAUUUAAAACAAAAAUUAAAAAACGAAGAACGAUUAGCAAAUGUUACACAAAUAUGGACUCAAGAAAUAAUUCCAAAUUGGCAUAAAAUGUGUCGGACAAAGAGAUGUCGUGAUCUUUGGUGGAACGGUUUGCCAUCGAGUGUACGAGGUAAAGUUUGGUGUUUAGCUAUUGGCAAUGACUUGCUGAUCAAUGAAGAAUUAUAUAAAAGUUGUGUUUUGAACUCAUUCAACAAAUUUAAAGACUCAGAAGCUACCAUGGAUUGCCUAGAAUAUAUUCAUUUAGAUAUUACUCGUACAUUUCCUCAUUUGGGGAUUUUUCAACAAGGUGGACCAUACUUUGAUGUAUUGAAAAGGAUUCUUAGUGCCUAUGUUUGUCUACGGCCUGAUAUUGGUUACAUUCAGGGCAUGUGUUUUAUAGCUGCCAUUUUACUUUUAAAUAUGGAAGAACUUGAAGCAUUUGUUUGUCUAGUUAAUUUAAUGGAAUCUCCAUGCUUGAAUGCAUUUUACACCGUAAACCAACGUUUGAUGACUUCUUAUUUUUCUACAUAUAAUGAUCUACUUAAACAUAAUUUGAAUAGACUCAAUACGCAUUUUAAUCUCAUCGGUCUAACUUCUGAAAUGUAUCUGGUUGAUUGGAUAUAUUCAGUUUUUGCAAAAUCAAUGAACUUAGAAUUAGCAUCUAUUAUUUGGGACAAUUUUUUAAGAGAUAAUGAUCAAUUCUUAUUUAGAGCUGCACUGGGUAUUUUACGCAGUAAUGAGUCUCAGUUAAUGCAAAUGGAUUCUAUAACGUGCGCUCAAUAUUUAACAAAGUUACCAGAAAGUUUUACAUCAAGCGCUUUAUUGAAAUCAACUACUGCUAUUCGUAUGUCUAUUGGAAAACAAUCAUUUAACUCCCUACUUGUUAACAACCAAGCAAAAUGUACCAAAAAUUCUUUAGGCUAA
Messenger RNA from Macrosiphum euphorbiae (potato aphid), 1500 nucleotides. NCBI's taxonomy places the organism in Eukaryota, Metazoa, Arthropoda, Insecta, Hemiptera, Aphididae. The record is from the annotation of a GenBank genome assembly.